AUGGAUCACACGGUGGAUGGCGCCAUGAGCGCCGUCUUGCUGAGCCUUCUCGGUGGCGUCACCGCCAAGUCGGGGAAGGGCGCGGCAGCGGCAGACGACAAGGUGGAGUGGCUCCGGUCGCAGCUCAUCGGCAAGGACGUGGAGUUCGACACGCCGUUCGGGAGGCGCGCACUGACGUACGCCGACCAGACGGCGUCCGGCCGGAGCCUGAGCUACAUCGAGGACUACCUUGUCAAGGAGGUCCUCCCGUUCUACGGCAACACGCACACGGAGGACAGCCAUGUCGGGAGCAAGACGACACGCCUGGUGCACAAGGCUACUCGCUACAUCAAGCGCUGCAUGGGCGCCGGCGCCGGAGACGCUUUGCUCUUCUGCGGCUCCGGCACGACGGCGGCCAUCAAGCGCCUGCAGGAGGUAAUCGGCGUGGCGUUGCCGUCGGUUGAGCUGCGCAACCGGCUCUUGGCGCAGCUGCGCCCCGAGGAGCGCUGGGUGGUCUUCGUCGGGCCGUACGAGCACCACUCCAACCUUCUGUCAUGGCGGCAGAGCCUGGCGGAGGUGGUGGAGAUCGGCGUAGAUGCGGACGGUCUCGUCGACCUUGCGGCGCUCCGCCGCGCGCUAGGCUCGCCGGAGUACUUGGAUCGGCCCAUGCUGGGGUCGUUUUCGGCGUGCAGCAACGUCACCGGCAUCAUGACGGACACACGCGAGAUCGCCCGCAUCCUGCACCAGCACGGCGCGUUUGCGUGCUUUGACUUCGCCGCAAGUGCCCCCUAUGUUAAGAUCGACAUGAAGACGGGUGAACUCGACGGCUAUGACGCCGUUUUCUUGAGCCCUCACAAGUUUGUUGGUGGCCCUGGUACACCAGGCAUCCUGAUGAUGAACAAAUCACUAUACAGGCUCAAUUCCCAGCCUCCCUCGACAUGCGGAGGCGGCACUGUGGCCUAUGUCAAUGGCUUCAAUGAGGAGGAUACACUGUACUACGAUGAUAUUGAGGAGCGGGAGGAUGCCGGCACACCACCAAUACUGCAAAAGAUCCGUACAUCGCUUGCAUUUUGGGUGAAGGAGUAUGUUGGGUAUGACACGAUGGGCCUUCACGAGAGAGUGUACUCAGAAAUGGCAAUGAAAAGGCUCGUCAACAAUCCAAAUGUUAGGGUGCUUGGAAACACAAGUGCAGACCGUCUGCCAAUCUUCUCGUUUCUAAUCUACCCGUCUGUGAAGGAAAAGCUAUUUGAUGGUUUUGGCGAGACUGGCUGUCAUGAACAGUUUGAGAAUGUCAGGCGCAAGCAACUACCCCUCCACGGUCGUUUCGUGACUAGGCUUUUGAACGAUCUUUUCGGCAUCCAGGCAAGGGGAGGUUGUGCUUGCGCAGGCCCUUAUGGUCACAUCUUGCUCGAUGUCGACAAUGAAACCUCGCUUCGCAUUCGGUCUGCUAUCCUUGAGGGGUAUAGUGGACUGAAGCCAGGAUGGACCAGGUUGAGCUUUACAUACUACCUCUCCACAGAGGAGUUCAAAUUCAUUCUCUCCGCAAUCGAGUUCAUAGCGGAAUUCGGCCACCGCUUCCUCCCGCUGUACCGAUUCGACUGGAUCACCGGCAAUUGGACAUUUCGGAAACAGGCAAUCAAGUACCACAUCAUGAGGGAAGAAUUGUCUCUUGGGACAGAACCAUUGCAUAACCAAUAUGACCAGCCGAAGCUUGCAAAUAAGAUUGGCAAGCCUGAUGUCAAACAUAAUAAGUUUGAGGGCUACUUAGAGAGUGCUAAGAAAGUUGCACUCUCCUUGCCUGAUAUCAGCAAUCAGAUUGUCAGCGUUCCAAAAGGAGUGGAUCCUGACUUGGUUCUUUUCCAUAUAUAA
Molecule: messenger RNA, 1848 nt
Organism: Lolium rigidum
Lineage: Eukaryota; Viridiplantae; Streptophyta; Magnoliopsida; Poales; Poaceae
Product: probable cysteine desulfurase
Exons: 4
Coding region: 1-1848 (615 amino acids)
Source: RefSeq, a predicted model, not a curated record